AUGACAACGGAGGCCCUGAAGAAUGAGAACCGACUCCAACGCUUCAAUCCAAAAGCGUGGAUAGGUUAUCUAGUGGGAUACGACUCCACGAAUGUAUAUAGGAUUUGGAAUCCUUCGACCGGAAAUAUUAUUCGAGCCCGAGAUGUUAUCUUCAACGAGGAUGAAGGAUUCACCGGAGAUAUUCAACAAAUCAAGGACGACCUCCUCGGUGUCACAACAGAGGAUUUGACUAACCUACUCUUAAAAGUCGAUAUCUCUUUAGAAUCAGAAAAUGCUGACGAUUUUACUAACCUUUUAGAUAAAAUGGAAGAUGUUAUUUUUGACGAAGAUAGGCUGAAUCCUGAGCACACGACAACUCAAGGAUCGACUGGUUCAGGAUCUAAAGAAUCAAGCUGUCUUGAUUCCGAUGAUUUAAGCGGCCUAUCUCUCACGACCGGAGAAGGAUUAUUGGACGGAAUUGAUAAAUAUGCUUAUCCUACACCUCCAGAGUCGCCUCCGAGCGCUCUAUUGGCGGCUAGCAUAACUAUCGUUCAAAACGACGACUUUGUCCUUCGUGAGAGCUCUGAGUUCGCAGCUGGAAUGUCAACUAGCGAGGAAGGUAGCGAUACUGCUCUCGUCCAGGAAGCAACCAACAGGGCAGGUGUCGGUGGCGCUCCUGUUAGUAUAGGUAUAGUUAGGCCCACAGGGUCACAUACUGAGUUUAGAGAAGGUAGCGGUGCUGCUCUCAAUCUGCGUGACUCCACGGAACGCCUCACAGAGACUCGUGGCAGGUAUUUCCUUGGGGACAGGUCCACAGGAUCGCUCAAGAAGAGUAGGGAAUACCUUAUAGAGAUUCCUACUAGAACCGUCGAUACCGUUUUGACUACGCAACGGGGAGAGCUCAAUCCUUGGAGGUUUGCUUUCCUAGUAGGCACAAGACAUCGUCAGUAUAAGAUAAACACGGUCAGGUUUGAUCAUGUGAGUCUCCAACGACGUUUGAGGUCAGGACGUCGACUCCAGUCAAUCUUAAUCCGCAAUCUGCCGCCUGCUCCCAAGAGUCACCGUGAAGUGGAAACUCACCCUCUAGGUUGGUUAUUUGAAGAGGCUGAGAAAGCUUAUCUCAAAAGUCAUAAUCUAUCUGGCUCUUGGACGACGGUGCCUAUCGGAAAGGCAAAAGGAAAGCAGAUUCUCGAUUGUAUAUAG
Molecule: messenger RNA, 1182 nt
Organism: Talaromyces marneffei
Lineage: Eukaryota; Fungi; Ascomycota; Eurotiomycetes; Eurotiales; Trichocomaceae
Exons: 1
Coding region: 1-1182 (393 amino acids)
Source: RefSeq, a predicted model, not a curated record